AUGUUGAGGCUUCUGGAAGAUGAUUGCACACAUCAGCAUUUAUUCAGUUUGGCUUUCAAGGGCAUCAUCGGCGUAGAAGGAAGAUAUGCAAGCUUCGCGCCGGGUAGAAGAGAUCAAGUUGUAAGAAUCAAUGCCGACUGUCCCAUAUCUAUGAGCCAGUUUCUCUCCGGGGGCACCCUGCUGAAAGGAGAUAACGAAGACCCAAAAGAAGUUAUGGCCUGGUUUCAAGGGAAUCUACAUUUAUUUCAAAAAACUAGAACCCAUCCUAAUCGCGGUAGCAAUUGGCAACUAACUACCUCGAUCGACAACGAGCAUGCGAAUGGGAAGAGGAUAGUAAAAUUUAUCCGACAAAACCUACAAAAUAUUGAUAAUUUUGUAAGAAUAAUGGAGGACUUCAAAGCUCUCAAGUGGAAAUUAGAUUCGAUUUUAGAAACAAAAGGGUUCGUUUCACAACCAGAACCUCGGUUGGGAGAACCCAUCCGCAGUUUUUGGCACGAAUACAAACCUCAUAAUUUCCGUGGCACUGGUGAUUAUUUUGAUAAUAUUGAAAGGUUUAUAACCUUUAAUAAUGUUCCUUCGUACCUCGAGUCGUUUAUUGGACAGUGGAAUGUCGCCGCGAGAGGCAAACAUAGAAGUAAUUCCGCACCUGAUCGAAGGGAUGUGUUGGAGGCUAGAGAAUUUAUAUUUGAAAAUUAUAAAUUUGCAUCAUCGCUUUGGGCUCAGUCUUAUCUUGACGUGAAUGCAGAGAGAUUCGUGGAAUUUUGA
This is a messenger RNA of Blumeria graminis f. sp. triticale, 765 nucleotides long. The record is from the annotation of a GenBank genome assembly. Lineage: Eukaryota; Fungi; Ascomycota; Leotiomycetes; Helotiales; Erysiphaceae.